AUGUACAGUAAUCUCCAGCUAGAUCCAGUCGGCUUUGGCAUUGUUCUACCAAGCCUGGCUAGUGUUUUGUGUGGUUAUACAUCAAUUUUACGUGAUAACCAAUUUCCAAAUGCAACGAUAAUUUAUUCUAUAUUAGCAGCCAUGCCAACACAUGAAAUAAACAAUGCUCAUUAUUCAUGCCGUUUAACCGAAACAUCUAGUCAUUUAUUAAGGCAAAUGUCAUCGCUAACUAUAAUUGAAUGUGCUUUUGAUGUAUUACAGUUCUAUCAUGAAGAACAUACAACAUUUGAAUUAGAUAAAACCACAGUUGAAAAAUUUAUUGAAAAAGUUAAAAAUAUAAUAAAAAAUAAUUAUGAGCAGUAUAAAGCAUUGUUUAGAACUGAACGUAAAUCUGUUACAUCGCCACAAUUACCAAUCACAUUUAAAGAUGAUGAUAUAUCAUUGAGUUCAGCAACAAGCCAAAGUUCUAAUGCGGAAAAAGUAUCAAGAGUUUGCCGUCAAAUUCUUUUAUUUGAUAGUGUUGCUUUUACAAAGACACAUUUAUACACAGAUCCCUAUACAAAACGAAAUAAUAAUUUGUUAGAAGUACUAUUAAAAGAUUUGACUAAAAAAGAACUUUUAGCAGUUUAUCCGUUAGGUGCUCAUAAUGAAAUUAAAUCAUUGAAAUUGUAUGUUAAACAAUUACCAUACGAAAAUGAAUUGACAGCUGAAAUUAUUGCAUAUGAAGAAAAAUUACGUGAAUAUGGCCUUAACUAUUUGUCAUUUAAACAAGCAUGUGUAAAACUAAAUUUUGCUGCGGAAAAAGCAAAAAUAAAAGUUGAACCUUAUCGACAAAUAUCAUUUGGUCCCUAUUCCAAAAUAUUCCAGCAAGAUAUUUCUUCAUUUCUAUAUAAGCAAUCGAGUGUAGUUGCUAACAAACCAAUAACAACAUCAAAUAUUGAUCCUGCUGAUAAAAAGCAAAGUAGUAGUAGUAAAAAAAUUACAAAACAUCAAUCGAAAAGUAUCCCAACAGUUAAUAAUGAAGAUGGAUUUAUUGGUAAUAGUGAAGAUAGACUAGAUGAAAAGGAUGAUAAAAGUAUUUCAAAUCGAAAAUCGAAUGAACAACAAACACCAAAACGUGAUCGAUCAAAAAGAAAACUAAAUUCAUCAGAUAACGUCAAUGUACGAUCGACAAAAGACACUGUUGUCAGUGAUGAUCGAACUCAAAUACAAAAUGUUCAACAAUCAAGAUCAAGAACACCGCCAGCAGAUCGUACACGUGCUAAAAGACGUCAAAACUAA
This is a messenger RNA of Didymodactylos carnosus, 1281 nucleotides long. The record is from the annotation of a GenBank genome assembly. Lineage: Eukaryota; Metazoa; Rotifera; Eurotatoria; Philodinida; Philodinidae.